Terrapene triunguis (Three-toed box turtle) is the source of this 1702-nucleotide messenger RNA. RefSeq names its product transmembrane protein 53-A-like. The coding region runs from base 440 to 1444 and encodes 334 amino acids. NCBI's taxonomy places the organism in Eukaryota, Metazoa, Chordata, Testudines, Emydidae. Gene Ontology annotation, molecular function: serine hydrolase activity. The transcript is spliced from 2 exons. The record is from RefSeq and is a predicted model, not a curated record.
CGCAGGGCUGGUCACAGCAGCGGGGUCCCAGUUGGGCAGACAUGUGAGGGUCUCUUGUCCCUUUGCCAGGGGUUGGAAUGCUCUAGCCGUGGGGCUGAGGCCCCUUUGCAAAUCCACCCCCUGGGAAGACAACUUCUGGAGCUGGCGAAGGGGGGUGGGUUUGUUGUGCCAGGGCAGGGCUGGGAGGCAGGACUUCUGGGUUCUGGCUCUGGGAGCAGAGGGCUGGAGUAGUUAGAGCAGUGGGGGCCGGGCGGGACCCAAGGACUCCUGGGUUCUAUUCCCUGCUCUGCUACUGACUCACUGAGAGACCUGGGGUAGGAUAGUCCCCUCUCUGUGCCUCAGUUUACCUCCCCGAUCUCCCCCCAGCCCGUAGGGGACAGUACUCGCUGCUGCUGGGGGUGGUGGGGGAGCCCUGGCUCCUCUGCCCUUGUGAUAGCCCAUGAUGGUUCCAUCUGAGCCUGCCCCUGUGUGUCUUGCAGGGCUCCCAUGCCUGGACGCCGGAGUUAGCGUGGCCACAGCAGCCUGGAUGCAGAUGGAGCAGGCUGGAGGCACCAGGGCUGCCCCCCUAGUGCAGCCUGGGGGCCCAGAGCCCACCCCAUUGUGGGCGCUGCAGCCUGCCGAGCUCUCUCUCGCCCCUGGCGGGCCAGCAGCAGUGACAGCCUUUUCCAGGACCAUACGCCUGUACAGCAGCCCCGUGCCUGGGGGCAGCGCCCCCUCCAGGCCCCUGGUGGUGCUGAUGCCCUGGUUUGGCGCCCGGCCCCGCUCCAUUGCAAGGUACCUGGAGCUCUAUCUGCCGCGCGGCCUGGACGUGCUGGUGGUGGAGAGUGACCUGAGCCACUUCCUAUGGCCCCGGCACGGGCUGGCCUACGCGGCCUGUGUGCUGGGCCUGCUCCGGGACAGCCAGCCCUUCUGCUCCCACCCACUGCUUGUCCAUGCCUUCUCCAUCGGCGGCUACACCUUCGCCCAGAUGAUGGUGCACAUGAGCCGGGAGCCGCAGCGGCACCGGCAGCUGGCAGAGAGGAUCCGGGGCCUGGUCUACGACAGCCUGGUGAUGGGCAGCGUGGGGGACAUGGCGCUGGGCGUGGCUCAGAUGAGCAGCUCGGCGGCCUUCCGGCCCCUCGUCAGGGGAGGCACCAGGCUCUACUUCAGCCUCUUGCGCUGCUGCACUGUGCGGUACUACAAAGCGGCCCAGGGCGUGGUCUCCCGGCCGCCGCUUCGCUGCCCCGUCCUGCUCUUCUACUGCUGCAACGACCCCCUGAGCGACCCCACCCUGGUGCAGGAGCUGCUGGAGAGCUGGAGGGGGGCGGGGAUCCAGGUGCAGGCCCAGGGCUGGCAGGACUCGCGCCAUGCAGCCCACCUGCGCCAGCACCCCCAGGAGUACCAGCAGGUGCUGCAGGGAUUCCUGGAGCAGCUGGACAUGGCCCUGCUCCGAGCCAGGCUCUAGCAGCCGGGGCUGGGUUGGCCCAGGAGCCCCCCCUCACACGGCCAGGGUGACAUGCAGCUGCUGCUGCAGCCUGAGCCCUGCUCUCCCCUGGCAGGCAGGGUGCUCCUGCCCUCACAACAUCCAGCCUCCAGCUGUGCCAUUCGCCUUCCUCCGCUAGCUCGGACACAGGAUCCUGCCCUGCCAUGAUUCCACAGUGCAGCUGCCACUGGUCCUCCAGCCACGUGCCCUAGCCCUGCUCAGGCAGGCCCUGGGCCCAGU